Messenger RNA from Cyphellophora attinorum, 378 nucleotides. RefSeq lists its product as uncharacterized. Gene Ontology annotation, molecular function: carbon-sulfur lyase activity. NCBI's taxonomy places the organism in Eukaryota, Fungi, Ascomycota, Eurotiomycetes, Chaetothyriales, Cyphellophoraceae. The transcript is spliced from 2 exons. The coding region runs from base 1 to 378 and encodes 125 amino acids. The record is from RefSeq and is a predicted model, not a curated record.
AUGAAUCUGUGCCUGGGCCGGAGCAAUGUAGGUACUUCCCUCCGCCAACAAACCUGGCUAUUCACCACGACGUACAACAGGCACUCAGCACAUCUCUUCGUCAAAACCGCAGACAUCCAAUCCCCCAAGGACAAACCUGAACCGCGGACACACACCAUGGGCACAGACAGCGGGAACAGCAUCACCCGCGGCUGGUGCGAUGAGUGUGGAUGUGGGCUUUUCAUCAAGCCCCAAACCAAGCCGGACAUGACCUGUCUCAAAGCGGGACUCUUCAAGCCGCACGAGAUCCCCAACCCGACGAUGGAGAACUGGAUGAAGAACAUGGAGAACUGGGAGACGCCGGCGAAGGGAACGAAGAGGACUUCUGACGUGCAGUAG